Molecule: messenger RNA, 1161 nt
Organism: Salarias fasciatus (jewelled blenny)
Lineage: Eukaryota; Metazoa; Chordata; Actinopteri; Blenniiformes; Blenniidae
Product: solute carrier family 35 member E4-like
Source: RefSeq, a predicted model, not a curated record
AUGUGCUUUCCUUCCAGAGAGGACCAUGAUAAGAACAUGAUCAGCGCCGAUGGCUUCUCUAAAUGCGUGGCGACCCUGCGAGAGACGAGCAGGAGGAGACCACCUGCUGAGAUGCUCCAUCUGCUGUCGGCUGUCAUCGUCUGGCUGGUGACAGGCACGACCAUCUCCAGCCUCAACAAAUGGAUUUUUGCCGUGUACAACUUCAGGUACCCGCUGCUGUCGGCGCUGCACAUGCUGACGGCCAUCGUGGUGGACUAUGGGUUGAUCAAACUGAGGGUGAUCCGGCACAGAGGGGCAGGAGAGCAAGAUCUGACCCCCAGCGCCAAGUGUAAGGUGUUCCUGUUGAGUCUGACGUUUUGUGCCAGCAUCGCCUUCGGGAACAUGGGUCUGAACUAUGUCCAGCUGUCAUUUGCGCAAAUGAUCUAUACUACAACCCCGCUGUUCACGCUGGCCAUCUCCACGCUCAUCUUGGGGAAGCAGCACCACAUCCUCAAGUACACCGCCAUGAUGCCCAUCUGCUUGGGGGCGUCUUUCAGCAUCAUGGGCGAGGUGCAGUUCGACCAGACCGGCUGCUUCUUUGUGUUCGCAGCGACAAUGCUGAGAGGCGUCAAGUCCAUUCAGCAGAGCAUUUUGCUUCAAGAGGAGAAGAUCAACUCCGUCUUCUUGCUCUACCUGAUGUCCAUUCCAAGCUUUUGCAUCCUGGCCGUGGCCGCUCUGGCCCUGGAGAACUGGGCCGUGCUGGAGUCGCCGCUGCACUACGAUCGCCACCUGUGGGUGUUCAUCCUGCUCAGCUGCCUGGGCUCGGUCAUGUACAAUCUGGCCAGCUGCUGCGUCAUCACGCUCACCUCGGCCGUCACCCUGCACAUCCUGGGCAACCUGAGCGUGGUGGGCAACCUGCUGCUGUCCCAGCUGCUCUUCGGCAGUGAGCUGUCCGCCCUGAGCUGCGCCGGCGCCGUGCUCACGCUGUCCGGCAUGCUCAUCUACCAGAACUCGGAGUUCAUCGUCGGCUACCUGGACGCGCGCAGAGCCAAAGCGAAAGGGUCCGGACAGGCGGAGUUUCUCGCCGCGGGCGGAGAAGACCCGGACGCAGCCAACACGCCUAGAAACACAUAUCAUCAGCAAACAUCGGAGGGGAAGCAGGAAGAAACUGGACUGAGGUGA